Messenger RNA from Motacilla alba alba, 10810 nucleotides. RefSeq names its product PHD finger protein 20 like 1 (gene PHF20L1). NCBI's taxonomy places the organism in Eukaryota, Metazoa, Chordata, Aves, Passeriformes, Motacillidae. Gene Ontology annotation, biological process: regulation of transcription by RNA polymerase II. The coding region runs from base 153 to 3224 and encodes 1023 amino acids. Gene Ontology annotation, cellular component: NSL complex; nucleus. The transcript has 21 exons. The record is from RefSeq and is a predicted model, not a curated record.
GCGGGGCGGGGCGGGGCGCGUCGCGCGGCGGUGACGCGCGCGGGGCGCGGGCAGGAUGGGGCGGUGAGGGGCGGCCGUGCCGGACAGCCCGCGGCAGCCGCGCCGGGCCCCGAGCGAGCCGAGCGGGCGGUGGUGAAAAAGACAAUAUCAAGAUGAGUAAAAAGCCUCCAAAUCGUCCUGGAAUCACAUUUGAGAUUGGUGCUCGUUUGGAGGCACUGGACUAUUUGCAAAAAUGGUAUCCAUCUCGAAUUGAGAAGAUAGAUUAUGAAGAGGGGAAGAUGUUGGUGCAUUUUGAACGCUGGAGCCAUCGCUACGAUGAGUGGAUUUACUGGGACAGCAACAGGUUGCGACCUUUGGAGCGACCGGCUUUGAGGAAAGAGGGGCUGAAGGAUGAUGAAGAAUUUGUUGAUUUUAAACCUGGAGAAGAAGUCCUAGCUCGUUGGACAGACUGUCGAUAUUACCCUGCAAAGAUUGAAGCAAUUAAUAAAGAGGGAACAUUCACAGUGCAAUUCUAUGAUGGUGUUAUUCGAUGUCUUAAAAGGAUGCAUAUCAAAUCUAUGCCAGAGGAUGCAAAAGGGCAGGCGCGCGAGAGGGAGCAGAUAGCGCCGGAGCUGAGAUUAGUGACGGAAAUCGAACCAAAAGAAGAUUGGAUAGCUUUGGUCAAAGCUGCUGCUGCUGCAGCAGCCAAGAACAAAGCAGGAAGUAAACCUAGAACCAGUGCAAACAGCAAUAAAGAUAAAGAGGACAGAAAAUGGCUAAAAGUCCCUUCAAAAAAGGAAGAAACCUCAACUUCUACCAUCAUGCAGGAAGUCCAAAAAAAGGAAGAGGAGCCUACGUCUAGUGACACUUUUGAAGUAGGAUUUCCUGUAGUGGAUGUUCCAAAGAUGGCCUUUGUGCAGGCAGAGAGCACGUUAUCACACAAGAGGAAAAGUAAUCUAGGCAACUCAUUUCAGGCAAAGAGAGCUCGCCUAAACAAGAUCACUGGUUUAUUGGCAUCCAAAGCUGUUGUUGCAGAUGGUGCUGAAAAAAAGGAAGGCAACAAAGAAACAGCUCCAGUCCUGGAGCAGGAGAUUUCACCUAAACCACAAAGUCAGAAAAAAAAUGAAGCUGAUAUUAGCAGUUCUGCCAACAUUCAGAAACCUGCACUGUUAUCCUCAACUUUGUCUUCAGGAAAGGCUCGCAGCAAGAAAUGCAAACAAGAAUCUGGAGAUUCUUCCGGGUGUAUAAAGCCCCCUAAAUCACCACUUUCCCCAGAAUUAAUACAAGUCGAGGAUUUGACGCUGGUCUCUCAGCUUCCUUCUUCUGUGAUAAAUAAAACUAGUCCAUCACAGCCAGUGAAUUCCCCUAGAUCCUACAAACAUAGCCAACGGAGAAGAAGAUCACAGCGUUUAGCCACUUGCUCCUUGCCUGAUGAUUCUGUAGAAAAAGUUUCUUCUCCCUCUUCAGUUACUGAUGGAAAAGUGUUCUCCAUCAGUGGUCAAAACCAACAGUCAUCAAAAUUGGAGGUACCUGAUGUUGCUCAUGUGUCACUUGAGAAGCGUGGACCCUGUCUCCCUCUUGAUUUAAGCCGUAGUUCGGAAGUUACAGCACCAUUAUCCGCAGAAUCCGCUUUCCGUAAUGAAUAUUCCAGUAAAGACAAGGAAGAUAUUCAGAUGAUUGCAUAUCUUUCUUCCAAAGCAGUAACUGAUGGAAGAGUAGCUACAACAGCGUCAGGUAAAAAGAAAGAAAAAGAAAAGGAGAAAAAGGAAAAGAAGGAAAAAGAUCAUAAACCAAAACAGAAAAAGAAGAAGAAAAAAAAGAAGAAAUCAAAACAGCAUGAUUACUCAGAUUAUGAAGACAGCUCUGUUGAAUUCCUGGACAGGUGCUCCUCUCCCUUAACGCGGUCCUCGGGCAGCUCUCUGACCUUGCGCAGUAUGUUCUCAGAGAAGAACACUUCAUACCAGUAUCCAAGAGCUAUCCUGUCUGUUGACCUUAGUGGAGAAAACCUUUCAGAUGUGGAGUUCUUGGAUGAUUCUUCCACAGAGAGUUUAUUACUUAGUGGUGAUGAAUACAAUCAGGAUUUUGAUUCAACUAACUUUGAAGAGUCUCAGGAUGAAGAUGAUGCUCUCAAUGAAAUUGUUAGAUGUAUUUGUGAACUUGAUGAAGAAAAUGGCUUUAUGAUUCAGUGUGAAGAAUGCUUGUGCUGGCAGCACAGUGUAUGCAUGGGACUGUUGGAGGACAGCAUUCCAGAGCAGUACAUCUGUUACAUCUGCAGAGAUCCACCAGGAGAAAAAAGUCAUUCUCAAUGUCAGUAUUUUAAAGUGUAUUGGGAUAAUGGGCAAAAAGGAGAUAGACAGGGUAUUCUCCUGAAAGGACAGAGGUGGAGUGCCAAAUAUCUCUAUGACAAAGACUGGCUAAACAAUGGACACAUGUGUGGAUUAUCAUUUUUGAAAGAGAACUACUCUCAUCUUAAUGCCAAAAAGAUCGUGUCAACACAUCACCUACUGGCAGAUGUAUAUGGGGUAACUGAAAUACUGCAUGGACUGCAGCUGAAGAUUGGGAUACUGAAAAAUAAGCAUCACCCAGACCUUCAUCUCUGGGCUUAUUCAGGGAUGAGAAAAGAACAAGAACAAAGAACUGUUGGGGUAGAGAAAAAGUUAGUGACUUUGCAGGAUGCUGUUAAUCCAGCUGAAAGGACGUGUCAUAGUCAAAACCAUAAAGAGCCACCCAGUAUACCCCAGAAGAUGGAAGAAACAUACAUCACAAGUGAGCACAGUUACCAAAAACCACAGAGUUUUAGUCAUGACUACAAAGCAGUCACUGACCCUAUGAGCUCAGAUGAGGAAGACACAAGUAGCUUUGAGGAAGAUCAGGAAUAUCACACAGAGAAUAAAAACUGUUUACAGUAUUCUUUUAAAGAUGGUGGCAUGAAUGAGCAGAAUUCUGCUGAAGGAAACACUGUGUUUGUUUGUAAUGAAAGAAAAGGCUCAGAAGAACAAGUGGACACACAUCUUCAAUGGCAGCUAAAUCUUCUCACCCAUAUAGAGAAUGUACAGAAUGAAGUCACCAGCAGAAUGGACCUGAUUGAAAAAGAAGUUGAUGUUUUAGAAAGCUGGCUUGAUUUCACUGGAGAACUGGAACCACCAGAUCCUCUGGCAAGAUUGCCUCAGCUCAAGCGACGUAUCAAACAGCUCUUAAUCGACAUGGGAAAAGUACAGCAAAUAGCAACACUUUGCUCUGUAUGACAAAAGGAAGAAUAUAGAAGUAAAAAUAGGUUCCUUACAAUGAAUUUUCUUAUUAGCCACAAGACUGACAGGAAGACAGCAAAAAGCUGAGCAUUUAUCUGGUUCUUUGCUGAUUACAUUAAUAGGCUGAAGCUUUAGAAACAAGAGAGGAAGUUUAGAGUCAGGAAUCUUGUUUUAUUGAAAAUAUGAAUAUUCAAUGCCUGGGCUUCAAAAUUAUAUGUAAUAUACUUAGAAAUGUCAAUUUCUCAGGAUUUUAACAUGUCGAACAAGUAAAUCCCCAGAUACAAGAAAAUUCAACAAACAAAAACUCUUUGAAGAGCAAUGCUACUAUUUUGAAACCCUUCGCAAAGAUUUCUAAAUUAGCAGAAUUCAGCUGACUAAAAAUGCAAUCCUCUUAUGUUGCUAGUGCAAGAUAGAUACAGAGAGAGCUGUAUCUUCUCUACAGGAAGGUUUUUAGAUUAUUUCUUUCUCUUACGAGUGUUCAGAAAAACAAACAUACUAGCUUUGAUUUUUGAGAAAAAUUACUUGUCAUGGUAUCCCUUUUAAAGUAUUUUUUUAAAUAGAAAUCCCUAGAACAGCACCCCUAGGCUCCUUUAAAACAGAAGUGGAAAAUAGUGGUCAGAUGUGCCAAAUAAUAUUAAAAUCACUGGGAUGAGAGUUUAAUUAUGACUUGGGCAAAGGUUGUUUCCAAAGUCCUACUCGGUGCCAGCAGUCCAUCCAAAAUUGUAUCUAGUUUAUAUUUUUUUAUGUUCUAUAGCAGUGUUCGGGAAUCAAGGUACAAUUGUUGUCCUGGGUUGCUCUAUUCUGAUGUUGGCCCUCUGAAAACUUCACCAUCCUCAGCGGGGAUGAGGAAUGACAAGAGCAGCAAAACUGUCUGUGGCUGUGGAAAUUCUAAACCAUUAGAGGCAAAAAUCACAAGAUACCUUAUCCAAGUUUUUUUACAAAAGUUUUCAGCUUCAAUGAAUGAAAUGUCAUGAAACCAAAGGCAACGUACUUGCUCUGUUAGCUCUUGCUGGAUUUUGAGCUCAGGACUUUUCCUGUGCUAAUAAGUUGCCGCUGUACCCAGUGCUACAUCCGUGUCUGUGUGUGUCUGUAUAUGUGUAUAGCUCUGUGUACAUAUAUACAUGCCAUACACAUUUCUGUCUACACAUGGCUGGUUUUAUUACCACAGACUACAAGAACUGGUGGUUCAUAUUACCUUUUAACAAGCAGUUUCUAAAAUUGAAAAUAAUGUAUGUACAGGUUUUGAAAUUUGUAAAAUAUGACUGUUAAAAGGAGGCUAUUUAACUGAGGACAUUAGAUACUUGAACAUUUUAUGCCUCAUGUCUGUUUAUCAGUUCUAGUUAUCUGUAUAAAUGCAUUUUAGAACCGAUAGACAGUAAACUUGAAUUUACCUUUUGAUAAGAGUACAAGCCACUGUACAUUCAAAAAUUAUUUAAAUUUGCAAACACACUGUUCUAUAUGUAAGGUACUGUAUGUAAAACUGUUUAUUAAAACUAUUCUGCAUACUCUACAUUUUCCACUUUUCUUCCUGAGCUACAUAUAAAUGUAAAAAAGAAGUGAUUGUUAUUAUGUACAGACCAUUAAAAAAUCUUGGAAUGCCUUUUAAGGAUGCAUACAACUGAAAAAUGUGCCAAAGAUGGAUUAUCUGGGAAAGACUUUGCAACCAGUGCAUUGAACUUUCAUGAUAAAACCAUUAUUGAGAAAGAAAGCAGCAUGGCUGGUUCAUUGCUAAAGUAAACCUACCCUGACCUUUCCUCUCUGUCUGUCAUACCUGAAGUGAGUUAUCACUCCUGAUGGCCAAAGCAAAAUGUACACCCCUGUUGCAGAGUGGUUGUUACUUAAAAAGUCUUCCCACAUCAAGCUUGUAGGAGACAUCACAGAGAUGCAUGAAAACAUGGAAUUAUGGAAUGGUUGGCAACUCCAUAAUGCAGAAAGAACAUUAAAGCUGUAGAGUUGUUGACAUUUUAUAGCAACUGUUAAUAAAUACUCUGUGUUAUAUAGAUGAUGCUUAAAGAACUGCUUCAAAAUGAAUAGUUGAGUGACCUACUUACUUUUGGAUAUGUGAGACGUUUUUUAUAGACUAUUCACUUGCUGCAUAUCCUAGAAUGUGGUACUGUAUGUACUGUAUAAGAGAAGUGUAAAUCCAGAUGAAUUACUUUGAAACAAAGUGGAGUGUAUUUACAGAAUUUAUACAGCAUACACUGUAGCAAUAUUAUGCAAUGUGUGUGCAUGUGUGUGAUGUAAUAUAAUUGUAAAUGUUUCUGAAGGUGGAGGUGGACUUGGAAAGUUCAGGGGGGAGGACAGAGGUUUUAUUCUUACUACAGAGAUGGAGGAAUGGUAUCCUGAAAAGGAAAUCCUAUGGUCAAAGUUGAAGUUGCCCUUGCAGCUUUAAUGUGUCUUCUGUUUGUAUGUGUAAUGGCCUCUUAAUUUACACAAAUAUGUAAUUUUACCCCUCAAGAUCCUGCCUUGUUCAGGAUGGACUGUGCUUACAAAAACAAUCUGUUCAGUAUUUUUUUUUAAUGUUCAUUGUGUAGUCAUGUAUUAUAAAAACUCUCCUGCAAUCAUUCAUAUCUUCUAAGAAAUACAAUCUCAGUGUCCAUAUGGACCAUGCUAUGUAUGAUACAUCGUGUCCUGCUCCAAUGUUUCACAAACUUCUCUGAGUUUGCUUUCUCAAGUUGUGGUGCUGGUCUGUAGCAUAUGGACAUAAGUUUCUGACCCCAGUUUCUCAAAUAUUCAAAGGUUUGGGAUGCUUUUGAAGUUUUUCUUUUAAACACAAGUCAAGUGCCAUAAAAAUGCUGUGUUUUGCACAGAAUGUAGCCUACAGUUGAUUGCUUUGCUCAUGUACCAGUCAACCCCAGUGUGAUCUGGCUCUUAACAGUAUUUCUUCCUAGUUGGUGUUAUCAAGAUAAUCUUAUACCUGUAGGCAUAAUUUUCCAUCUGUCUUCCUGCUUCCUCUCUAAAUAAGCCAGGGAUGUACACUCAGUCUCUUUGCAACACCAUUUAUUGGGGUGUGAAUUGUGACUGCAUUGUUUUGAGGAAGGGGAAAGACCCUCUCUGAGGAAAACGGAGUAUAUGGCAAUGUAAGGACUGUUUGAUACGUAUGCACAGAAGGGCAAAAUGUUUAAAUUUGAAGCCUUCUGUCACUGAAUAGGAGCUCUAAAUAGUAAUAGACAAAAGAGAAAUGCCAUUUUACCAGGAGCCUUUUGUGAUUUCACAGAGCUAAAUGGCAAACUUUUGGAGCCUUUGAAUGCCCAGCUUUUUGCCUGAGGUUUAGUUAGGGGUUUGUCUGUUAGUUUUUUUAAUGGAGGUAUCAGGGUGAUUUCAUUUCAAAGCCUGCUCCUACUUGUGACCAUACCAGAGGCAUCUACAUCAGGAAUUGUGUUUCAGUUGUAGUGAUGGCAGGACAGCAGUACUGCAGUCAUAAAUGAAAUGUGGUGUUGGUGCUGUGAUCUGGUAUGACAUGAUGGGGCUGCCACGUUCUGGUUACAAAAUGGACGUACUUCAGGUCAUACCACAGGGAAUGGGUUGGAAGAUACUUCCUGUUAACCCUUUUCUUGGGUAGCUGUAGGUUGAAUAGUGCCCAUAUUUUGGAUAUUCUGGCCUUAGAUGGAUAGACCUUUGUUCUGCUGUGGAGUGGUUUACAGUGGUAGAAGCCUGUCAUUUUCUCUCAAAUAGACAAAGAAGAUGGGUUGCAAAUUUUCUGAUAGAUUUCCUGUAUUUGCUGAGUGGCAAAGAAUUGAAACUGUUUUUCCAUGGGUGCAGUAAUCUUGUAUGGCUGAUAGCCAUCUGUCUCUCUUAAUUUUAUCUCUGAGCUUCUACAUGUGUUUAUCUAUUCAUUCUGCAGCUUGCAUCUUUUUCUCCUUUUAUAAUUCAGCUUUCUGCACUCUGGCUUCUGAGGUGCCUGGAGGGUGUCACUCCUUUGUUCUCAUGCCCAGUUCUUCCUGGCUGCUGUGGGAAGCAGUCAUGGGGAAAGGCCUCUUUGGCUCUUCUGUCCACAGCCUCCAGAGCAUCCUGGGACUUGUGUACAGUUGGAGUGUGUGCACCAUUAUCAAAAUCUCCAGGUGUUUUUGAUGCCUUUCUUAAGUAAGCCUCUUCUGUCUUGUGCAAUUGGAGACCUUCCUCUACUCCCAUCUGGCUUCUAACUUAACUAGACUUGAAUUAAUAUUACAGCAAAACCCCUCUGGCACUGCUGGGCUCCAGCACUCCUUACCAAACUGAGGGUUGGGAUGCAAAGGAGUCAUUCAAACAUUACAGUUAAAAGUAUUUGAUGUUGUAAAUCACACUAUUUUCCCUUUGUAUUUAAAGGGAAGCUGUAACCAUUUUUCUUCACUGGAACUCUAAAGGCACAAAACAGAUCCUGAACUGAACUGGAGCUUGGUGUAAAAAUCAGCAAGUGGAGAAUGGGCAGGACUGCAGGCAGGGGCUUCACAGCCAGAAGAGCAGUCAGGCUGUCCCAGGUGCCUUGCCCUAUUAGUAGCUCUGUGGAGGUGCUGGUGUGUAAAGGGGGUGUGUGCAAUGAUGCCAUUCAUUUGCAAGCAGGAUUGUUUAGAACACUGGAACUAUAGGUUUUUGCUCUACUGCUUAAAAAUGUUUCAGUAUAUGCACCUUAAUUUUGGAGUGCUUAUUAAAGUCAAAGGCUUAAUCACUUUUGAAAUACCCAUUGCUAUUCUCACAUUUUAUUAGCCCACAAUUUUUUUCUGUUGUACUGAUUGCAUAUGGCUUUAGGUGAGGAUUUUGCAGAGGCUGUUUGAAAUGCUUCAGUAAUGGUUUCUAUUAUACUUUGUUAUGUCCUGGGCACUGGGUGUGGGGGUCUGUCUUUAGCAAUAAAUAUUAUACACUAUGUGUAUAUCUGUUUGUAUAUGGAAAACAAAUACAGAGCAUGUAACGAUGGUGAAAAUACACUGCACCGAGUGCAGACUGUGCGUUUGGCAGCCAUUCUGCACCAGCCUGAACAACCCAAAUGAAAAAUUGGAGACCACAUGGAGAAAAUGAACUAGCAUGAAAAAUCAUUCAGGACAGAAGUUCCCUUCCCUUACUCUGUGGGUGGGAUAACUAAAGCUAGUUCAAUUGCUGUUUGCUUCAAACAGCUGUCUUCCUUUCAUGAAAACUGGCCAGGCCUCCUGUGUUCAGCUGUAGCCACGUGCAUCAGUGUAUUGUCACUAAAGACUCUGAGAGAGGCAGCACUGCACUAUGAUUAAAUCUUCUGUGAGAGAAGCAAAAUACUUCCUUCUGUGAUUUGUUUUUUUAUAAUAGCAAUAAUGUUGACUGCAUUCUAAUACUCACAAUAAAGGUCUGUUGAGAUUGUUACGUGCCUGGGCUCCCUUUCCAUGGACUUCUCUUUUGGUGAGCUAGUGAUUGUUUGCACAUGUUUUAAAGCACUAGGGAAUCUUCAGUUGCAUGUUUAGCCUGUAGUCCUUAGGUUAUGUGCAGUCAUUGGUAUUCACCCUUCUGCAUUGCAAGGCUUGAGGGAAUCUUCAGUUGUAUUUUAGCCUGAAGGCAAAUGAUAUAAUCAGUAAAUUAGUCACAGUACUGAAUUACUUAAUGUAUGUGGCAAAGGAAAUAGAAGAUACUUUUGUUCUUGAACUGUUUUGAUAUUUUAACAAUUUCAGGGUUUGAGUUUAGCAAUGCUCUUUAUUCUUUGCAGUCAAUGUCUUUCAACAAUGUGUUCACAGUGAAUGGCUUCUCUUCUUGUGGGCAGACAUGUGCCUUUGUACAAUGUCAUUACAAAGUAACUUUAAUUUGCUUUUAGUCAUUUAUUUUAAUAUCAGCCACAACUUGUUCAAGACAUUACUGUGGUAGAAAACAAAUAAGCCAACAAUGCUAAGGAAGUUCUUUUCUUAGACAUCCUGUGGACAAGGGCACAUAUGAUAAGCAGCAGAUGAAUGAAAUUGGACAGAAUCUCUGUAAGUUACUGACAUAGAAAAAUUUUUUCAUUCACAGAAAAAGUAGAUACAAUAAUAAUGAAUUUAAACAUUUUAAUUCUGAAACAUUUUAAUCAUUGUUGAAGGGACAGUCUCAAAGCAGGCUCUCAAACUUAAGAUACAAGACCAGAUUCAGGUUUGGAGCAACAUACUGAAACAGUUUUUUGAAUUAGCAGACUUUCUGAAGAAGAGGUUUCCUGAGUCAGACCAACCUUCUGGCCAGCCCAGAGUCUUGUCUGCAGUAGAAAUGGGAUAUCAGAUCUGUACAAACAUAUUGCGGAAUAUCUGUACAAAUUGCCUUUUCCUGAACGUGUCUUUCAAUUCUGGCAAACUGAGGGUUCCUUUACCAAAAUUUUUAGGUCCAUUAGUUUUGUCAGUCACUUAACAGAGAUGGGUUCCUCAAGUUUAAUCCAUCUUUUUCAUUGGUGGCUUAUGGAAUUCACAGCUUUGUUGUGUGGCAGGAGCUGUGUUUGUCCUUUCUGACUCCACUGGCUCUGCACCGUUGCCUUUAGUUCAGAGAAGGUUAAAUAUUGCAUUAUUGAAAAGAUGCAAAGCAGUUUUGUCCCACCAACACCAAGAGUUUGGCUCCCUGUUGCUGUCCUGUGACUGGCGGUGACUUUUCUCACUGCUUUGACUUUUUUUGUCAAAUACUGAAUUGAUUCAAGUUGCAAAUCCCAUGUGUCACUGUGGUUGCAGACCUGGCUCCUGCUUGGAGUCUCAAACCAAUCUUCAUCCCUGGUGUUGUGAGAAUAAAAUACCUAUUUUUCUACCUGGAAUCACUGUGGUACUAUUGGAUAGAGAAAAACUUCGUUAUUUUCAUUUAAUAAAUAAGAAGAAAAAGGGUAUUUUAUUAUUUUAUUUGUCCUAGAAAUGGUCAAUUCUUGCAGGGACAAACGCAAAUUCAAAUAUUCUUGCACGUGCUUCUUUAGGUUCUUCUGUCACCAAAGGCACUUUUCCAAAUGGUAAGUUAUAAUUUAAGAUUUGACAAGUCCUGUACCCAAUUUUCUGAUCUAGCCAAGUUUAGCAUGGGAAUGACUGAAACUUCCCUAUUGUUCUUUAAAUUUGAAGAAUAUGUCACAAAUAAAAUGAAUACACUGAAAAGUGCAUUACCUGGGGCUGCCAUCUUGUUGUCUUCUAAUUUUGCAUCACAUGAGGUCUUAAUCAGAGAUGAUACAGAUUAGUGCUUCACAAGGUCUUGGAAAGAAAUGUGCUGAAUGUAAACUUUAGUUCUCUAUCUAAGUGUAACAAAUGCUGUUAACCUUUUUUUUAUGUAGCUUUCUUAAGAUGUGUGAGAGGAUUGUCCAACAUUGGUGCUUUAUUUGACACAGAAAAACAACUUAUUGUUUGGAAUUAAUGAACUGGUUCAUGUAAGUGUAAUUUCACAAUGUUUUCUUAACACUUUUGCUUCCAAUUUGCUGCCUCAUUUGGGAAACUCCCUCCAGUUCUUUUUUUACACUGAGGUUGACUUUUCAGGCUCAAAUUUUAUUGGGGUAAGAGUAACUUUUCUGUGGGUACAGAUGUCUGUGUAUUUAUAUAUCUGAAUCAUUUAUCCCUGGGUCUUUCAAUAUGUAAAAUUGCAGUUGCACAAACUGUCUCUUCUGCUAAGAAGGUGUAUGCAAAACUGGAACUGAAAUUAAUAAAUGUCUUCUUCAAGGUUUGUGA